CAUCUGCCUGCUCCUCUGCCAUCUGAGUGCCCUGCCUGCGCCAUCUGCUCCACCAUGGAGAAUGAGCUGCCAGUUCCCCACACAUCUAGCAGUGCCAGCACCACCAGCAGUGCCAGUGGGAUCAGCAGCAGCAGUGGAAGUGGCCGCCCCACAGGGCCCCAGAUUUCUGUGUACAGUGGCAUUCCUGACCGCCAGACCGUGCAGGUGAUCCAGCAGGCCCUGCACAGGCAGCCGAGCACUGCGGCCCAGUACCUGCAGCAGAUGUACGCAGCACAGCAACAGCAUCUUAUGCUGCAGACGGCUGCACUUCAGCAACAGCACCUGAGCAGCGCCCAGCUCCAGAGCCUGGCAGCUGUGCAGCAGGCAAGCCUGGUGGCCAACAGACAAGGGAGCACCUCAGGCAGCAGCGUGACUGCACAGGCCCCAGCCCAGUCUCCCUCGAUCAACCUGGCAGCCUCCCCAGCAGCUGCGCAGCUCAUUAACAGGGCUCAGAGCGUCAACUCAGCAACAGCCUCCGGCAUCGCCCAGCAGGCUGUGCUCUUGGGUAACACUUCUUCUCCAGCCCUGACUGCAAGCCAAGCGCAAAUGUAUCUGAGGGCGCAGAUGCUCAUCUUCACGCCCACGGCCACCGUCGCUACUGUGCAGCCUGAGCUCGGCACUGGCUCCCCCGCCCGGCCCCCCACCCCCGCCCAGGUACAGAACUUGACCCUCCGAGCACAGCAGACACCAGCUGCAGCAGCCUCGGGCCCUUCCCCCACUCAGCCUGUCCUGCCCAGCUUGGCCCUGAAACCCACGCCAGGCAGUAGCCAGCCUCUGCCUACCCCAUCACAAGGCAGAAACACUGCUCAGGGUUCCCCAGCAGGUGCCAAGCCUGGCAUAACUGACAGUGUGAUGGAGCCACUCAAGAAAGGAGAUGGCAACAGCAGUGUGGCAGGGAGCAUGGAGGGCCGGGCUGGGCUCAGCCGGAUGGUGCCCACUGUGGCUACCCACCCCCUCAUUGCACCAGCCUACGCUCAGCUGCAUCCGCACCAGCUCCUCUCACAGCCAUCCUCAAAGCAUCUGCAGCCCCAGUUUGUAAUCCAGCAGCAGCAGCCACAGCAAUCACGGUCUGCGCUCCAAGCCCCUUCCCAUCCCCAGCUCGCCUCAGUCCCUCCGAGCUUGGCCUUGCAGCCCAGCCCCGAAGCCCAUGCCGUGCCACUAGGCACAGUUACAUCUGCCCUGCCUCUCCAGUGCCCCACUGCCAAUCUGCACAAGUCUGGCAGCACUCAGCAGUGUCACCCUCCCACGCCAGACGCUGGGCCUCACAAUGGGUAUCCCGAAGGCCUGUCCCACCCCCCUCAACACAGGAUCCAGCAUGCCUCAGCUGUCAUCUUACAACUACAGCCUGCUUCACGAGUGGCCCAGCAGUGCGCCCUGGAUGAGUGGAAGGAAGUGGGGCCUGAGGAGAAGAGUGUGCCUGAAACUCAGUCUGGUCCGUCAGCACACCAGCAAGCUACCAUCACUGCCAUGCCUGGCGGCCUGCCUGUACCUAAGAGCCCUAACAUCCAGCAGUCCCCGGCUCACGAGACAGGGCAGGGCAUUGUUCAUGCACUGACCGACCUCAGCAGCCCCGGCAUGACCUCAGGGAACGGAAACUCUGCCUCCAGCAUCACCGGCACUGCCCCCCAGAAUGGUGAGAAUAAACCACCACAGGCCAUUGUGAAACCCCAAAUCCUGACGCAUGUUAUCGAAGGGUUUGUGAUCCAGGAGGGGGCGGAGCCUUUCCCGGUGGGACGUUCGUCCCUGCUGGUGGGGAAUCUCAAGAAGAAGUAUGCACAGGGGUUCUUGCCUGAGAAACUUCCACAGCAGGAUCAUACCACCACCACUGACUCCGAGAUGGAGGAGCCCUAUCUGCAAGAAUCCAAAGAGGAGGGAGCUCCCCUCAAACUCAAGUGUGAGCUCUGUGGCCGUGUGGAUUUUGCCUACAAGUUCAAGCGUUCCAAGCGCUUCUGUUCCAUGGCUUGUGCAAAGAGGUACAAUGUGGGAUGCACCAAACGUGUGGGGCUUUUCCACUCAGACCGGAGCAAGCUGCAGAAGACAGGAGCCACAACCCACAACCGCCGUCGGGCCAGCAAAGCCAGUCUGCCAACACUUACCAAGGAUACCAAGAAGCAGCCAACAGGCGCUGCCCCCCUUUCAGUUACUGCUGCACUGCAGCUAACACACAGCCAGGAGGACUCCAGCCGUUGCUCAGAUAACUCAAGCUAUGAGGAACCCUUGUCACCCAUCUCAGCCAGCUCAUCCACCUCGCGCCGGCGACAAGGCCAGCGGGACUUGGAGCUCCCAGACAUGCACAUGCGGGAUCUGGUGGGCAUGGGACACCACUUCCUGCCAAGUGAGCCCACCAAAUGGAAUGUAGAAGACGUCUACGAAUUUAUCCGCUCUCUGCCAGGCUGUCAGGAGAUAGCAGAGGAGUUCCGUGCCCAGGAAAUUGACGGGCAAGCUCUGCUACUGCUCAAGGAGGACCAUCUGAUGAGUGCUAUGAACAUCAAGCUGGGGCCUGCCCUGAAGAUCUAUGCCCGCAUCAGCAUGCUCAAGGACUCCUAGGGCUGGCCUGGGCGGCCGGGAUCCUGGCCCAGGGCUCCUCCUCCCGACUGAGCAGAGCCACACAGACAUUCCUGAAGGGCCCGGUAGCGGGCCAGUCGGUGGGAAGGGGCUCUCCCUAUGGGGCAUGGCUGGUGAGGAGGUCUUGGCACCUCCUCAGUGGCUCUCAGGGGCCUUUCUUUCUGUGGGAGGGGCAGAGAGGUAGGUGGCACCGAAGAUGGGGCUUUAUGCUUGUAAAUAUUGAUAGCACUGGCUUCCUCCAAAGUCCCAAUACUCUAGCCCCGCUCUCUUCCCCUCUCUGUCCCCCAUUUUCCAGGGGGUAUAUGGUCAGGGCUCCCCAACCUGAGUUGGGUUACUUCCAAGGGCAGCCAUCAGGCCUGGAUGGAGGCCUGGAAAGCCCUUGCCUGCCUUCCUCCUGCUCCUGUCUCUGGGCCUGGCUAACUGUUGCAUUGCAGCUUCUCCCCCUUCAGCCUGUUUCUGAAGCAGCCUGGGGUUCUCCUGCCCCUUCACAUUCUGCAGGUGGAGAGGGAGAAGCUGGGCCCGGCUCGGCCCCGCCUGCCGGCACAGACGCCUUAACGCUGUGUGUGUGACUGUGUGACGUGUGGGAGCCUGGACUGACAGAUAGGCCAAGGGCCAGCUUCUGGCAUCUCCAGGUGUUUUGUAGCAAACAGCCAUUUAGUGCUUUGUCCUGGAUUCCACUCAGCCUCAGGAUGGGGAGCAGAGAAGGCAGCCUCAGUGCAGAGAGGCAAGGUCAGAAAAUGGUGAGAUUAGAUUUUCUUUUGCAGACUCCUCAAGAUGUCCGAAGCCCCGUCCCCACACUGUGAAGUCCCUUGAGUGCCCUGCUAUGUCACAGACUGCAUUAAGGAAGCUGUUGGUGGGCUGGGCCAGGCUGAGCCUCCUGGCUGCCCACCCCAGGAGCCCCAGAGGCUGGGCCCAGAGAGCGUCUCAGGGCAGAGAAGAGCUGGAGUGACCGUUGAGUGAGACAGGCAGCCUGGCCUCCCGCUCCCCCGCUUUGCCUCUUGAACUUGCUAGCAGCAGUUCGAGCUGCCUGCAGAGGAGGCAGGGCAGGAAGGGCGAGGGCCUGCCUCUGACCUGCCCUGUCCUCCACAGCUCCUGGGGGAGAGGGGCUCUCCCCGGGCAGAGGGUAGGCAUCCUUCUUGGUUUGUUCCGUUCCCCACUCACACCCCCAGGCAGGGUUGGAAAUGAAGGACUUUUUUAUCCUUUUGUUUUUGUUUUUUAAAAAUAAAUCUGUAAAAUCUA
Molecule: messenger RNA, 3843 nt
Organism: Manis javanica (Malayan pangolin)
Lineage: Eukaryota; Metazoa; Chordata; Mammalia; Pholidota; Manidae
Gene: PHC2
Product: polyhomeotic homolog 2
Biological process (GO): negative regulation of DNA-templated transcription
Cellular component (GO): nucleus; PRC1 complex
Molecular function (GO): chromatin binding; histone binding; zinc ion binding
Source: RefSeq, a predicted model, not a curated record